AUGACAUCAAUUGAAAGUGCGGUGACUCCACUGUCAAUAAAUAUUAUCUUCGGAUUUCCAUGUUUUUAUCAUCGGAAUAUAGAUCAAUUGAUAAAUAAGGAUAUUAUCGUUAAAUGCGAAUUCAAAGUCGACGAAAAAGGCGUUUUGUACCAUGUAAUACACUUCAGAAAUGGAUCAUCAUCAAAGUUGAUAUCCCAAUUACCAUCUUGCCGUUAUGUCGCCGGUUAUGACAACAGUACAAUAACUCUGUACGAAAUAAUAAGCACCUUUAUAUUAUCGCCAUUAUCACGUGUAUCUGUUGAUACUCGUUUCGUAUACUUGUGCAUAUUAUUUAAUGAUUUGUUCAUGUACAUAAAUGAGCUGACUGUGAAGAAAAUAGUCAAUAGUUACUUAAUAGGCAAUGAGAAUCGCAUAAAAUCGUUCUGCGACAAUAUUGUCUUUGUUAAUGCACAUAAUCGACUAUCAUUUCUGUUGAGAAACACACUGAUGACUGUUGAAUCUAGCAAAUCAAAGCUUCAAUUAAUACGUCAGCUCACAAGCAUAUUGUUUAUCGUUAAAUAUAUUUUGUUUUCUAGAAUAACUAAAUUGUCGCGAGGUGAAAAAACUAAUAAUGAAGAUGGAAAUAACCGGGGAAGUCGAGUUCUUCACGAGGGAAUUUGUAAACUUAAACAAUUUAAAUGUCGCAUGACAUUUGUUGAUGAAUCACCGUUACACAGUGUCUUUUGUAUGCAGAUGACGGCACGUAAUUCUAAUGCUUAUAGAUUGUUGAGAUUAAUUGAUAUAUUUAAUAUACCUGUUGAGCCGUCGCAGAAUAUAAUAAACCAAGUAUUUUCAAUGUAA
Molecule: messenger RNA, 840 nt
Organism: Cotesia congregata
Lineage: Eukaryota; Metazoa; Arthropoda; Insecta; Hymenoptera; Braconidae
Source: the annotation of a GenBank genome assembly